GUGUCACGUAAUGUCGAAAUAGGACAGAGUACUCUUACGCCAACCUGCUUUCGGCUCAGUCUGGCGUGGCAGUACCGAGACAGUUGGUUUUCGCCUUGCGCUUCUUUCGCAAAAUCGACACUGUUUCCAUGACGACCUAAGGCGAUAGUCACACGCAGGCCUCUACACAUGAGACGCACGCCGAUUCUGGCGCUGCUGGCGCUGCAAGCCGCGCUCGCUAGUGCCGUUCCAGCGGCAGAGCUUGGGCUGUGGCCCAAGCCGCAGCGCCUGGUCGUUACUGAUGAGACGCUGGCGCUCGAUCCGCUUGGGCUUCCGGUCUCCUGCAAGCCCGCGCCUUGCGGGCAGGUGGUGCUCAUGGCCGUGGCGCGGUUCCGCAAGAACGCGCGCCUGAGCCACUACCGCCCCGCCACCUGGGCCGCACCGGCCGGCGCUACUGCCGGUGCCACUGCUACCGCCGGUGCCCCUGCUGCUACUGCUGCAACUGCUGCUGCCGCCGUGACGGAGCUGGUGUUGCAUGUGAAGGACCAGUCUGCACCACUGCAGCUGGGGGUGGAUGAGGCGUACGACAUACAGGUGCCCGGCGGCGGCGGCGGCUCCGUCCACAUCCGCGCCGCCACCCAGUGGGGAGCCCUGCACGCGCUGGAGACGCUGAGCCAGCUAGUGGUGGAGGUGGAGGGACCGGCAGUAGCAGCAGGUGCUGGCGCGGCAGUAGCAGCAGUAGUAGCAGUGGCAGAAGGCGCCGCCGCAGCAGCAGCAGGGGGCCGCAAGGCGGCGCUACAGCCCAAGGGGAACAAGGGGGAGCUGCUACAGCCGCACGAGAUGCUACAGCCGCAGUUGGCGCUGGUGGUUGCCAACGUCAGCGACUGGCCGCGCUUCCCGCACCGCGGUCUGCUCCUGGACACGGCGCGGCACUUCCUGCCGCUGCCGGCCCUGCGCGCCGCCGUGGUCGCGCUGGCGGCGGUCAAGAUGAACACACUGCACUGGCACGCCGUGGACGACCAGUCCUUCCCACUGGCAGCAGUGGCGGAGGCGGCGGGGCUGCCGGACCUGGCUGCCCGGGGCGCCUUCGGGCCGCGCAUGAGCUACAGCCGACAGGACGUGGAAAGCCUGGUGGUGUACGCGGCGGCGCGUGGCGUGCGGGUUUUGCUGGAGCUUGACACCCCCGGCCACGCCCGGUCCUGGGGCGCGGGCCUCCCCGGCCUGCUGAGUGACUGCGGCGGCGCCGGCGGCGGCGGCAGUGCGGGCAGCGGCGGCGGCACCACUGGCACCAUUGACCCCACCAAGGACUCCUCCUACGCGGCUGUGGGGUCAGUGCUGGCGGCCGCCGCCGCACUGCUGCCGGAGCGCCUGCUGCACCUGGGGGGAGACGAGGUGGACGUGGGGUGCUGGGCGGCUGACCCGGCCGUGCGCGACUGGAUGGCCCGCCACGGCCUCAGCGGCGACGACGAGGGAGCGUACCUGGCGCUGCAGGCUCACUACAUGGGCAGGGUCCUGCGCGACGUCGUCAGCGGCCGAGGCAGCGGCGCAGCAGGCGGUGCCGCUGCUGCUGCUGCUACAGCUGCUGCUACAGCUUCUGCUACAGCUUCAGAUCCAGCUUCAGGUUCAGGCAGUGGUGUUGGGGGCGGUGGCGGUGGCGGUGGCGGCGCUCCCCCGCGCACCCCGGUGGUGUGGCAGGAGGCGUUCGACGUGGCGGGCGGGGCGCAGCUGCCGCGGGAGACCAUUGUGCAGGUGUGGAAGUCCGACCGCGGCCCCACCUCCCGCCGGAGCCCCGGAGCCGAUGCAGCCGCCACCACUGCCGCUGCUGCUACAGCCGCCACCACUGCCGCUGCUGCUACAGCCGCCACCACUGCCGCUGCUGCUACAGCCAUCACCCUUGCCGCAGCUGCUACAGCCGCCUCAACUGCCGCAGCUGCUACUGCCGACGCGCAGCAGGCCCGGCUGCGGGAGGCGGCGGCGGCAGCGGCAGCGGCAGCGGCGGUGGCGGCGGCUGGCGGCUGGACCUCCUCGUCUUCCUCUGCCUCCCUGACCGACCCGCAGGCUGACGUGGCGGGCUGGGCGCUGGAGGCGGAGGUGGAGAUGGAGGCGGCGGCGGCGGCGGGGGUGGAGGCGGCGCUGGCGGCGGCGGUGGCGGCUGACCCGGGUCUGGAUGAGGACGAGCGGGAGGAGCUGGCGGAGAUGCUGGAGGCAGAGGCGUUCGCGCAGGAGUGGGUGCAGCAACGGCGCCUGCUGUUUGACUGGAGCAACCUCUGGGGCGGCGGCGGCGGCGGCGGCGGCGGCAACAACAACGCGGCAGAGCGCACCGGCGGCCACGGCGGCGGCUCCGGCGGCGCCGGCGGCGGUGGCGGAAUGAUGCGCGGCGGCGGCCUCCGUGCUGGUGGCGGCGGCGGCGGCGGCGCUGCUGGCGGCGGCGAGCUUGGAGAGGGUGGCAUGCCGGUCCGGCGCAAGAAGAAGAUGAAGAAAAAGAAGAAGAUGAAGAAGCGCAAGAUUGUGCCGGCUGGCGGCGGCGGCGGCGGCGACGGCUAUGGCGGCGGCGGCGCCGAUGAUGAUGAUGACACAGGCGCCUGGCGCCGCCGCACACUGCUGGGGCAGCGGCUGCGCUUUGCCCACCCCGAGGACGCCAACGAGGCGGAGCGGCCGUCGCUGUCCCUCGCCCGGCCGUACCUGCACCCGGGGCCACACCGCGCCAUCACCGUACCACGACACCGCCAGGAGCAGGAGGAGCAGGAGGGUAAGAAGCAGCAGCAGCAGCAGGUGGAGGUGGAGGUGGAGGUUGCGGCCGUGAUGCCGGUAGAGCAGCAGCAGAUGGAGGUGGAGAAGGAGCAGCAGCAGCAGCAGCAGCAGCAGAAGGCGGCAGCGGUGCUGCGGCAUCGCGGCAUCGGCUCCGGCUCCGGCUCCUCCUCCUCUGCCGCCUCCAGCUCCUCCUCCGACACCGCCUCACGCUUCUACACCGGCGCCACCACCCGCCAGCACCACGCCCAGCUCCGGACCCAACAGACACACACCCAGACGGACCCACAGCAGCAGCAGCAGGUUCAACAGCAGGGCCAGCAGCAGCAGCAGCAGGGUGAGAAGCAGCAGGAGGGCGAUCAGCAGGAGGCCGACGCCGCCGCCCAUGCCGCCGCGGGCGCCGCUGCUGACCUCCAGGCAGCGACCACGGGCCCGGCGACCACGGCCGCGGCUGGCGACACGGCGGCCGUUGCGGCUGCAGCUGCAGCUGCUCAGGACACGCACGCAGCCGCAGGCACCGCCGAUCAUGACAAGGCACACGGUGACGGCGGCGGCAACAGCAAUACUGGUUACGACAGUGGCGGCGACGUGGACACGCGGCGGGCACUGGCGGCGCUGCGCGGCGCAGUGACGGCGGCGCGGGCGGCGCGGCUGGGGGAGCGGGGCCAGGGCGAGGAGCUGGCGGCGGUGACGGCGGCGGGCUUCAGGGCCAUCGUGUCGUCCGGCUGGUACCUGGACUGGGUGAGUUGGGGUCAGGACUGGCGCCGCUACUGGGCCCAGGAGCCACUGGCGGGGCUGGGCAGCGCGGCGCAGCGGGCGCUGGUGAUCGGAGGCGAGGCAUGCAUGUGGGGCGAGUACGUGGACGCCACCAAUCUGAUGUCGAGGACAUGGCCGCGCGCCAGCGCCGUCGCGGAACGGCUGUGGUCGGCGCCGCUUGAGCCCGACAACAACGACAACAACGACGACAACGACAACAACACCCAGCGGCAGCAGCAGCAGCGGCAGCAGCAGCAGCAGCAGCAGCAGGAGGCGGAGGAGGACGCGGCUGCGCGCAUUGCGGUGCACCGCUGCCGACUGCUGGCCCGCGGCAUCCCAGCCCAACCGCUGGCGCCCGGCGCCUGCCCCAAUGACGGCGACUUCGAUGACGUCAGCAGCGGCAGCAGGGAGGAGGAGCAGGCGGAGUAGACCGACCAGGAGGGGGGUAGCUGGGGGCGUUCUGGGGUGUGUUAGGUGUGUAGUGUGGGGAGGCGUGUCUGGUGGUCUGGUGGCCCGUGGUCUGGUACAGCGCGCGCGGCGUCGUGGGGGGGCGGCCUGUGUGGUCUGGGCGGGUGGUGAGUUGGGGCGGCACCGCGGGCGAUAUAUGCUUGGAUUGCGUGCAAUAGAUUAAAACCGUCGGCACGGUGGUUGGGUUUUAUCAGAGAGACAGAUGGGGUAGCUAGGUGGGUUAGGUAGAUCGGGGUGAAACGACUCAGAUAAGUGCAUUCAACGGGAAUGUUAUCACGGUGCAUGAUUGCGAGGGGAUUGAAGGAGAAAACCACGGGCCGUGCACGACUGCACGGGUGUUCACAUAAUUCUGGGUGAUCCGUGAGUGCCUACGUGCAACGACCUACUGAUCC
Molecule: messenger RNA, 4343 nt
Organism: Chlamydomonas reinhardtii
Lineage: Eukaryota; Viridiplantae; Chlorophyta; Chlorophyceae; Chlamydomonadales; Chlamydomonadaceae
Exons: 20
Coding region: 169-3912 (1247 amino acids)
Biological process (GO): carbohydrate metabolic process; glycosaminoglycan metabolic process
Cellular component (GO): membrane
Molecular function (GO): beta-N-acetylhexosaminidase activity
Source: RefSeq, a predicted model, not a curated record